Hypoxylon fragiforme is the source of this 386-nucleotide messenger RNA. RefSeq lists its product as uncharacterized. The record is from RefSeq and is a predicted model, not a curated record. NCBI's taxonomy places the organism in Eukaryota, Fungi, Ascomycota, Sordariomycetes, Xylariales, Hypoxylaceae. The transcript has 3 exons. The coding region runs from base 6 to 218 and encodes 70 amino acids.
CCACGAUGCAAGAAAUGACGAGCGCCAUCUUGGAUCGAUCUCGUCCGGGUUUUUUUUGGUUUCUUCUUUUCUUUCUUUUUUUAAAAGCUUAUUCUUACUCUCAUUUCAUCUGCCCGCAGCAUGUGGGGGGCGCCGCCGUAUGCAUCCAUAGGUGCCUAACCUACUGUACUGGCAUCAACGGCAUCUUAGGUAAUUACCUGCCUAUUCACCUACUUUGAUUACUGAUAUGUGGCUGUCCGAAAAGACAGCAUCUCCGCCGCGCUGAAGCUGGAAAUCAAAUCUUGAAUGCUUAAUGCUUGCGUGAACAAGCAUCAAAAUUUCAACCACAAUCCGCGGCACCAGUCUCCUUUAUGAAUAGGUACCUAACCUAGGUUAUACUACUAGGU